GCUCCUCGGACACAGCGGAUCACCGAUCCACGGAAAGAGCCGAAGAUGUCGGCUCGGUCAUGUGAUCAGCUGUGUCCAAUCAUAGCUGAUCGCAUGGGACAUGUACACUGAUCAUCAGGGCACUGAUGAUCAGUGUGUCCUGAUGAUCAGUGUAGCCCCAGCAGUGCCACUUGUCAGUGUCCAUCAGUGCCAGCUCUCAGUGCUCAUCCAUGCCACUGCCAAUGCCCAUCACUGCCACAUCAAUGCCACAUAUCAGUGCCUACCAGUGUACAUCAAUGCCACAUAUCAGUGCCUACCAGUGCACAUCAAUGCCACAUAUCAGUGACCAUCUAAGCUGCCUUUUAGUGUCACCCAUCAGUGCCAGUCAGUGCCACCUCUCAGUAUGCCAAUCAGUUCCACCUAUCAGUGUGCCACCUAUCAGUGCCAGUCAGUGCCGCCUAUCAGUGUGCAUCAGUGCCACCUAUCAGUGCCCGUCAGUGCCGCCUAUCAGUGCCAUCAGUGCCGCCUAUCAGUGCUGCCUUUCAGUGCCCAUCAGUGAUGCCUGUCAAUGCCCAUCAGUGCCACCUACCAGUGCCUCCUCAUCAGUGCCCAUCAGUGCCACCUAUCAG
Messenger RNA from Staurois parvus, 608 nucleotides. Lineage: Eukaryota; Metazoa; Chordata; Amphibia; Anura; Ranidae. The record is from the annotation of a GenBank genome assembly.